CGUUUGUCCCGCCUAUUGGCCGUUUCCUCAGCUGCACUCACACAUCUGCUUCCUUUGUGCCGGACGGUAGCUAACAAGAGGAGAGGCCUCUGUCUUCCUCCAUCAUGCUGUCGAAUAAGAAGGACCCAGGCUCUUCCUCUUCGUCAUCCUCUUCCUCAUCGGGAGGGAGCGGGGCCGAUCGGGCCCUGGAGACCUCGGCGAGCUCCCAGUCGGGGGCGGCGCCCGGCUCCACCGCCUCUUCAGCGGACGUAAAAAAGAAAGAAAGGGCGUCUCCGAGCGGAGACGCGAGCGGGGCGCCUCUGCCUCACCUACCCGGUUCGGCAGGGGCGGAUCAGGACUCGGCCGAGGGCCGCAGGACCAGCCGCCGCAAGAGAGCCAAACAGGUGGAGUACAGGGAGAUGGACGAGAGCCUGGCGAACCUCUCGGAGGACGAGUACUACUCGGAGGAGGAGAGGAACGCUAAGGCAGAAAAAGAGCGAAAGCAGGUGGUCCCUCCCCCUGCACCGCCUGUGGAGGAGGAGAAUGACAGUGAGCCAGAGGAACCCUCGGGGUUAGAGGGCGCAGCCUUUCAGAGUCGCCUCCCACAUGACCGAAUGACAUCACAGGAAGCAGCGUGUUUCCCUGACAUCAUCAGCGGGCCACAGCAGACACAGAAGGUCUUCCUGUACAUCAGGAACCGCACGCUUCAGCUCUGGUUGGAUAACCCAAAGAUCCAGCUCACGUUCGAGUCUACGGUGCAACAGCUGGAGGCACCUUACAACAGUGAUGCUGUCCUCGUCCACAGAAUCCACAGCUACCUGGAGCGGCAUGGCCUCAUCAACUUCGGCAUCUACAAGAGAGUCAAACCUCUCCCAAGUAAGAAAACAGGGAAGGUGAUUGUGAUUGGUGGAGGAGUGUCCGGUCUGGCGGCUGCAAGGCAACUGCAGAGCUUCGGCAUGGACGUCACUGUGCUGGAAGCCAGGGACCGUGUUGGAGGACGAGUGGCCACCUUUCGUAAAGGCAAUUAUGUGGCGGACCUGGGAGCCAUGGUGGUAACAGGCCUAGGUGGAAACCCUAUGGCCGUUAUCAGUAAGCAGGUGAAUAUGGAGCUGGCCAAGAUUAAACAGAAGUGCCCGCUUUAUGAGGCCAACGGCCAGGCUGGAGAGCGAUGCACAAGCGUUCCUAAGGAGAAGGAUGAGAUGGUGGAGCAAGAGUUUAACAGGCUUCUGGAGGCCACGUCCUACCUCAGCCACCAGCUCGACUUCAACUUCCUCAACAACAAACCGGUGUCUCUCGGCCAAGCCUUGGAAGUGGUGAUACAGCUGCAGGAGAAACACGUGAAGGACGAGCAGAUCGAGCACUGGAAGAAGAUCGUAAAGACGCAAGAAGAGCUCAAAGAGCUCCUUAACAAGCUGGUGUCCACUAAGGAGAAGGUGAAGGAGCUCCAUCAACAGUACAAGGAGGCGAGUGAAGUGAAGCCUCCAAGGGACAUCACGGCCGAGUUCCUGGUCAAGAGCAAACACCGCGAUCUUACUGCCCUCUGCAAGGAAUAUGAUGCAUUGGCUGAGCAGCAGGUAAAACUUGAGGAGAGAUUGCAGGAACUGGAGGCAAAUCCACCCAGUGAUGUGUAUCUGUCAUCAAGAGACAGACAGAUUCUGGACUGGCACUUUGCAAACCUGGAGUUUGCCAACGCCACACCUUUGUCUACUCUCUCUCUCAAACACUGGGAUCAGGAUGAUGAUUUUGAGUUCACAGGGAGUCACCUGACUGUGAGAAACGGCUACUCGUGUGUUCCAGUGGCUCUGGCUGAGGGAUUGGACAUUAAGCUGAACACGGCCGUGCGUCAGGUGCGCUACACCUCCUCAGGCUGUGAGGUGAUCGCCGUGAACACGCGCUCGACUACGCAGACGUUUAUCUAUAAAUGUGACGCAGUGCUGUGCACGCUUCCCCUGGGAGUGAUGAAGCAGCAGCCACCCGCAGUACAGUUUGUGCCUCCGCUCCCUGAGUGGAAGAGCUCUGCUAUCCAGAGGAUGGGCUUCGGCAACCUCAAUAAGGUGGUGCUGUGUUUCGACCGUGUGUUUUGGGACCCGAGUGUGAACCUGUUCGGUCAUGUAGGUAGCACCACAGCCAGCCGUGGAGAGCUCUUCCUCUUCUGGAACCUUUACAAAGCCCCCAUCCUGCUGGCGCUGAUGGCCGGAGAGGCUGCAGGCAUUAUGGAGAACAUCAGCGACGAUGUCAUCGUGGGCCGUUGCCUAGCAAUCCUCAAGGGAAUCUUCGGGAGUAGUGCGGUUCCUCAGCCAAAGGAGACGGUGGUGACGCGAUGGCGUGCAGACCCCUGGGCUCGUGGCUCGUACUCUUACGUGGCGGCCGGGUCCUCCGGCAACGACUAUGACCUCAUGGCUCAGCCGAUCACGCCCGGACCUGCCAUACCCGGGGCCUCACAGCCCGUUCCUCGUCUCUUCUUCGCCGGAGAGCACACGAUCCGGAACUAUCCGGCGACGGUACACGGAGCACUGCUGAGCGGCCUCAGGGAGGCAGGACGCAUCGCCGAUCAAUUCCUAGGCGCCAUGUACACAGUGCCGCGGCAGAACACGCCCGCUGCCAACCCCCAGCCCUCUCCCAGUGUGUAGACACACAUAUGUGUAUAUAUAUAUACACACACACACACACACACACACAAGCCUCAUCUAGCAUGUAGGAGCUCAUGUGUAUACAUCCUCUUGUCCAGUUUAUAUAGAUCUUGACACACACACACACACACACCCACCUUUAGCCCAGAGCAGAACCAUCCCACACUAUCCCACAGAGUGUUUAAGUACCGACAGAAAGAAAGAGAAAAAGAAAGAAUAAAUGGAAGUGAGAAAGUAUGGAACCUAUCACCUGUAUUGAACUUAAAAAAAAAAUGUUUGUGCGCGCGCAAAAUUACUGAUCUCCAAAAGGAAGCUGGAGUUUAAAGGAAGCUCUACCUCUUCCUGAUGGUCAGCGGUGGAAAAGCGUCAUCGCAGGAGGAGUCGCCGCAUUUCACUUCGGAGAAUUUCCUGGAAUUUACCACGAAUUUUCAGGAAUAAUUGUUACCUCGUUCGUUUGUGUGCUUUACAGCUCGUUCCUGGACAAACUGCAAAGCACACAAACGCGCACAUAAAUACAUGCUGCAGCUUGAACUUGGCAAACACACACACAAACACACACACAAACACGCACACACCACCGUAAUCUGUUUGACUGAGGAUUAAAAGUACAGCUAGUGGACUUCCUGGUGAACACACCCAUCUCUUGAACACACACACACACACACACACACUCUCUC
Molecule: messenger RNA, 3286 nt
Organism: Clarias gariepinus (North African catfish)
Lineage: Eukaryota; Metazoa; Chordata; Actinopteri; Siluriformes; Clariidae
Gene: kdm1a
Product: lysine (K)-specific demethylase 1a
Exons: 21
Coding region: 105-2609 (834 amino acids)
Biological process (GO): regulation of DNA-templated transcription
Cellular component (GO): nucleus
Molecular function (GO): protein binding; flavin adenine dinucleotide binding; oxidoreductase activity
Source: RefSeq, a predicted model, not a curated record